UUUCAUUUCUUUCUAUGUUCCACGACCCACAAUCCCUCUGCUUCUUCCUUCUUUCUUCUCAACUCAAAGUUCGUUCCUUUCUCUUCAACUACCCAACUUUCCCUCACUUCUUUGGAUAUUUCAACGAAGAAACCCAAAUCAAAAUUCUCCCUUUCCUUUCUCUUAUACUUGUCACUCUUGUAGAAGCUCAGAGAGUUGUGUUUAGAGUUAAGGCAGGGCCUAAUGGGUAACUGCCUAGAUUCUUCAGCCAAAAUUGAUGCAGCUCAAAGCUCCAGCUUUUCUUCUUCUUCAGCAUCAGGAAUCUCAAAAACUAGUCCUUCCAGCCUCUCUAUUCCAUCAUACAGUGAAAAAAGCAAUGCCUCAAGUCUUCCCACACCAAGGUCUGAGGGUGAAAUCUUGUCUUCGCCCAAUCUUAAGUCCUUCACAUUCAAUGAGCUGAAGAAUGCCACCAGAAAUUUUCGUCCUGAUAGUCUUCUUGGUGAAGGGGGAUUUGGUUAUGUUUAUAAGGGAUGGAUUGAUGAACAUACAUUUACAGCUUCAAAACCUGGAUCAGGAAUGGUUGUUGCUGUAAAGAGGCUUAAGCCUGAAGGUUUUCAAGGUCAUAAGGAGUGGCUGACUGAGGUUAACUACCUUGGACAACUGCACCAUCGUAAUCUGGUUAAAUUAAUUGGGUACUGCUCGGAGGGAGAGAACCGGCUAUUGGUCUAUGAGUUUAUGCCCAAAGGGAGCUUAGAAAACCAUCUAUUUAGAAGAGGACCGCAACCACUCUCUUGGUCAGUGAGGAUGAAAGUGGCCAUUGGUGCUGCCAGGGGACUCUCUUUCCUUCAUAAUGCCAAAUCACAAGUCAUAUAUCGUGAUUUUAAAGCUUCUAACAUCCUACUGGAUGCUGAGUUCAAUGCUAAACUCUCUGAUUUUGGCUUAGCUAAGGCGGGUCCGACCGGUGAUAGAACUCAUGUGUCUACUCAAGUCAUGGGUACUCAAGGAUAUGCAGCACCUGAAUAUGUUGCAACUGGUCGGCUUACAGCAAAAAGUGAUGUAUACAGCUUUGGGGUUGUGUUGCUUGAACUUUUAUCUGGAAGACGAGCUGUUGAUAAAACAAUAGCUGGUGUGGACCAGAAUCUGGUGGACUGGGCAAAACCAUAUUUGGGUGAUAAAAGAAGACUAUUCAGGAUUAUGGAUUCCAAGUUGGAGGGACAAUACCCACAAAAAGGAGCAUUCAUGGCUGCUACACUUGCUCUACAAUGCCUUAAUAGUGAAGCCAAGGCAAGGCCUCCAAUGACAGAGGUUUUAGCAACUCUGGAACAGAUAGAAGCCCCCAAAAUUGCAGGCAGAAAUUCCCAUUCAGAACAUCAUAGAGGAGUCCAUACUCCUGUGAGAAAGUCUCCUGCACGAAACCGGUCCCCUUUAAAUCUAACUCCAACUGCAUCACCACUCCCAUCUUACCGGCAAUCUCCUCUUGUGCACUAAGCUGUGAACAAUAAAGCAUGUGUAUGUAAAUCCCUUAUUUUUAUCAGGUUGUGUUUUUGACAUGUGUUGAGGCAUGUACUUAAAUGCAAUUUUGGGUUUAUAUCUAAUAGAUCAGUUAACACCAUUUAUAUAUCUAUAGAUGCUAUAGUAAGUUAUCCG
Gastrolobium bilobum is the source of this 1626-nucleotide messenger RNA. Its product is annotated as probable serine/threonine-protein kinase PBL3. Gene Ontology annotation, molecular function: protein kinase activity; ATP binding. The transcript is spliced from 6 exons. The record is from RefSeq and is a predicted model, not a curated record. Gene Ontology annotation, biological process: protein phosphorylation. Bases 223 to 1467 code for a protein of 414 amino acids. NCBI's taxonomy places the organism in Eukaryota, Viridiplantae, Streptophyta, Magnoliopsida, Fabales, Fabaceae.